CCUUCUUGGAACCAGGAUCCGCUGGAGGAAGGAAAAUAGCAAGCGAACCUGAAAAGAGUUUUGACAGUGAGGUAUCAAAAAACCAUUCACUGAGGUCAUUCGAGCCAACAUUGGGGAUGCCCAGGCCAUGGGCCAGCAGCCAAUCACCUUUCUCCGACAGGUGAUGGCCCUCUGCACCUACCCAAACCUGUUGGACAGCCCCAGCUUCCCAGAAGAUGCUAAGAAAAGAGCCCGGCGGAUUCUACAGGCUUGUGGUGGAAACAGCCUAGGAUCAUACAGUGCCAGCCAAGGUGUCAACUGCAUCCGUGAAGAUGUGGCUGCCUACAUCACCAGGAGAGAUGGCGGCGUGCCUGCCGACCCAGACAAUAUUUAUCUGACCACUGGAGCUAGUGAUGGCAUUUCUACAAUCCUGAAGAUCCUUGUCUCCGGGGGUGGCAAGUCUCGGACAGGCGUGAUGAUCCCCAUCCCACAGUACCCCCUCUACUCGGCAGUCAUCUCGGAGCUCGAUGCCAUCCAGGUGAAUUACUACCUGGAUGAGGAGAACUGCUGGGCCCUGAACGUCAAUGAACUCCGGCGGGCUGUGCAAGAGGCCAAAGACCACUGUGACCCCAAGGUGCUCUGCAUCAUCAACCCAGGGAACCCCACAGGCCAGGUACAAAGCAGAAAGUGCAUAGAAGAUGUGAUUCACUUUGCCUGGGAAGAGAAGCUCUUUCUCCUGGCUGAUGAGGUAUACCAGGACAACGUGUACUCUCCAGACUGCAGAUUCCACUCCUUUAAGAAGGUGCUUUACGAGAUGGGACCUGAGUAUUCCAACAAUGUGGAACUUGCCUCCUUCCACUCUACCUCCAAGGGCUACAUGGGCGAGUGCGGCUACCGCGGAGGCUACAUGGAGGUGAUCAACCUGCACCCGGAGAUCAAGGGCCAGCUGGUGAAGCUGCUCUCGGUGCGUCUGUGCCCGCCAGUGUCGGGACAGGCCGCCAUGGACAUCGUCGUGAACCCUCCAGUGCCAGGGGAGGAGUCCUUCGAGCAGUUCCACAGGGAGAAGGAGUCUGUCCUAGGUAACCUGGCCACAAAAGCGAAGCUAACGGAAGACCUGUUUAACAAAGUCCCAGGAAUUCACUGCAACCCCUUGCAGGGCGCCAUGUAUGCCUUUCCUCGGAUCUUCAUUCCCACCAAGACUGUGGAAGCAGCUCAGGCCCAUAAAAUGGCUCCAGACAUGUUUUACUGCAUGAAGCUCCUGGAAGAGACUGGCAUCUGCGUUGUGCCUGGCAGUGGCUUUGGGCAGAGGGAAGGCACCUACCACUUCAGAAUGACCAUCCUCCCUCCGGUGGAGAAGCUGAAGACAGUGCUCCAGAAGGUGAAGGACUUUCACAUAAAGUUCCUGGAGAAGUAUGCCUGAGGAUGCUGCAGGCCGAGGGAGACCCCCGGCCUCGGUCCCCCUACUGACUGCCUCAGGCCUCACGGAGGUCGCUGGUCCUGGUCAUGUCACGUUGCGCAGGAGACUCCUUUGUGCCUUGAUGUUGGGAGCAAAUGUGAAUUCACAAUGUUUCAUAGGCCCUGGUUUUGCGAUGCAACCAAAGUAGAGAGGAUUGCUCAGCAGGUGGGGCUGGAGUUCUCUGAAUCAUCUGUUGCUGCUGCUUUUGAAAACCCUGUUGGGCUUUAAACAGCCAGGCUGUGUUGGAUGUGGUGUUCCAGACCUGGAGAAACAAGCAGGUGUUGGGAAAUGUAUGAUUUAACCACAGUGAGAACUGGAAGCAGAAUUUACCAAGAUCUAUGAAAUAAAACCCUUAGGUGGUAUGAAAACCUAGUCCUUCGAACAGUAGACCCUGGAAUCCAGUAGAGCUGCAGGAAGGGUCCGUCACUUGGCCUGGACAUGAGCAGCCGUUCUCAGACAGUGAGGCACCUGGGUAGGAAAGGGUGCUAGGUCAGGUUCCGGUGGCACCGGGGGCUGCAGCCAAGGUCAGGGGUCCCACAGGCAGGAUUGGGUUUGAGCCGGGCUGCAGGCCAAACCGGGUCUCCACUUCUGAGCAGCAUGGCGGGUAUCGAGGAUUGUACAGAGCUUCAGAAAUGAAGGGUUCUCCUGAACAUGCUUAGGCUGAGGCCCUGGUGUGAGAUCUCCAUGGACUUCAGGGGCCCAGGUUACAGCCCAGCCACCACCCACUCACAUGGAGGGCUCUGCCUGGUGGCCUGUGGACCGUGCCCUGGUUACCCAGCGGGAGUUUUCUCUCCAGUGCUCGACUGAGCCGUUCCACACAUUGCCCCUUGCUGGUGGCCCCAGGGAUAAGAUGCGACUGAAAACACCCUCAGCUCAUAAGCGGAUCCUUAUGGAGUUGAUCAACUAAGAGCCCAGCCCCCUGUAAUUUCAUGAAAUGUUUCAAACUGAAUUUGAUCCAUUUCAUCACUCGUAAUCGGUCAGAGCUGGUAGACAGGCUCCAGUGGAGGAGUGAAUGCAGUCAGAUUCAAAGUUAGUGGUGUUUUGAUUUCAUGCAAAGUAUCCCCCCUUCAUAUAUGCUCCUGCCUCGCCUCCCAGCUCUGCACAUGAGGUGAAGUGGCCACAGUCAUUUUCUCCAGGGAGGAGGGCGGUGUCCCUGCAUUAGCAAACCCGCUACACACGCCCGGAGCCAGUGUUGCAGGUGGCAGCAGGCAUUGUACUGUCCUCAGCGGUAGCCCCGGCCCUCUCAUCUGCCUUCACCAGUGGGAAGGGAGGGAAGCUGUUUCCAGCUCAGGAGUCUGGGGACCCAGCAGUUGAAGAAGUGGAACUGAAGGAGCUAGAGAGCCUACUGAAGAGACAAAGCAGGAAGGUUGGAAAGCAGCUUCGGGUGCUGAUUUCCAUUCUGGGUCCGUGCAAGAAAACACACUCGAACUUCAAACUGUCCUAACGAGGAUUACUGUCCCUGUGAGAAGAUCAGCCACAAUCUCAAAAUAACAAAAGGGAAUGUUUCGGAACCUUUCCUUCCUUAGAAAAUGGAAAAAGUUGCACUUGUGCUCACUGUAUGGUACAGAAACCAGGAUGUGUCCCAGAGCUGUGAGAUUUCUGGUGGGAAGGUUAAAUAGUACAAGCUAGUAUAUUUUUUAUAUUUUUUGUAACAAUUGCUUUUUCAUGAGGAAAUGGGGUUAGUAUUUAUAGUCUUAAUAAGUCCAGUAAUUUUUAUAAGCCUCUUCCGAUUAUAAAUAACCCCUCAAAACUUUUCCAACGUUUACAUGAUUUUUAAAGAGAUGCCAUAUACACUUGGUUUGCUUUAAAAAAAAAGUAAUAGUAAUAAUGUCAGCUAGUUUGGGGAGGUUAACCUAAGGUCGGAAUGCCAGCCGUGACAGAUUUGAUUUUCUACAGAUUCUGUUCCGAUGCCUUUCCUCUUCUAGCAUCACCCCAGAAAGUUGCCUUUGGGUGUCUCACCUUAAGGCCACACUUGUGUGCUUUCUGCUGUUUACCCUGCACAGGUGGGUGGUGCCAGAGAGCCUGUGCCUCCUUGUGGCUGGGCAAGCCCUCAGCACACACCUUCAGGCCACACUGCUGGAUUUCGUUCUGUAGUCUUCAGUGUCCAGGAAGAGUAAACACACACCGCCCUGGGCUGUUUUCCAAUCUGGGUUCUCACAGCCCUCUCCUGACAAAGGUACUGGAUGAUAGCUCUGCUGGAAAAUUUUAACAAUAAAAUAGAUGUCCCAAA
Molecule: messenger RNA, 3665 nt
Organism: Fukomys damarensis (Damara mole-rat)
Lineage: Eukaryota; Metazoa; Chordata; Mammalia; Rodentia; Bathyergidae
Gene: Gpt2
Product: glutamic--pyruvic transaminase 2
Exons: 11
Coding region: 128-1399 (423 amino acids)
Biological process (GO): biosynthetic process
Molecular function (GO): pyridoxal phosphate binding; L-alanine:2-oxoglutarate transaminase activity
Source: RefSeq, a predicted model, not a curated record